Messenger RNA from Cryptomeria japonica (Japanese cedar), 1439 nucleotides. RefSeq lists its product as uncharacterized. Lineage: Eukaryota; Viridiplantae; Streptophyta; Pinopsida; Cupressales; Cupressaceae. Bases 483 to 1409 code for a protein of 308 amino acids. The transcript is spliced from 4 exons. The record is from RefSeq and is a predicted model, not a curated record.
AUACAGCACAGAACACAGUCGUACAAUUGAAAGGAUAGGAGGAAAUUAUCACCUAGAUACAUUGCGCUUGCGUUUUUCACUUGCCAAACUUCCGUGCUCUUUCCACCAUGGUGGAACCAGCUGGGGUGAACUUCUAUCUUUGACAAUUCAUGGAAAAUGAGCCGUGGGUUGUUAUAAAAAUUUGAGCUGGACUGCAAUUCUCUCUUUGUCCCAUAUUGACAACCGAUGAAAAAUGAACCUGGGAUUAUGUUAAUGUGAAUGGUAGUAAUAAUAAAUUUGAGCUAAGGUGCAAUUCUAUCUUUUCCCCACAUUGACAAUUCAUGGAAAAUGAGCCAUGGCCUCCUAUAAAUACCAGAUCUGAAAGAGGGGAAUGCCAAAGAGAAAAGCCCUUCUUAUUCAGCUGGAUUCAUCUUCUCUAACAACGAAGAUAACAGCACCACUUAGAUUUUAUUUUUUCUCUGUCUUAUUUCCUCACUAUUAAGAUGGCCAAAGAUUUAUGUUCUUUAUGCUGCUGCUCUUGCUGCAGUUUACAGUCCCCUUCUCAGCAACCUAUUCAACAACAAUCUCAACAAUCUCUUGUACAACCACCACCCAUCUCUAUCUCUUCACCUCCUCACCAGAAAAGCAUUACAGGGCAUUCCACCUCCUCCUCGCCUUCACAACCUUCUGAACAUGGGGGCACUGCCACUAUGACCAAUUUUAAGAAUUUUCUGCAGAAGUUCAAUGAUAUAAGCCAGAUUGAGGGUCUAAUUCCGGUUUUAGAGGAGCUAUUGAAGAUCGCGUCGGGAGAGAGGAGUGGUGGAGGAUCUAAUACAGCGGUAGCUUCUUAUAUCCAUGAUGCCCAAAGAAUCCUGGAGAUGCUAGAUACACGCAUUGGCAAGCGUCCUGUAACGAAAAAUCCUACGGAUAGUGUAAUUGAAGAGAUUGAAAAAGUUUGUAUAGAAGUGCUCAAAGGCUCGGAGAAAAUUCCUAAAGUAGGAAGGGCACUUUGUAUGUUGGGAUCUGUAUUAGAGAGAUUUAGUAAGAUGUCUGACAACAAGAGUGAAUACCUUGUAGUUUUGAAAAGGAUGCUUAAUCUUGGGAAGCAAAUUCUGCAGUUGAAUGAGCAAAUUCCAGAGCAGAAGCAGAAACUAAAUGAGGGAAUUCAGUGCAUUGUUGAAGGAAGCAUCAUGUGCAUCUCCCAACUUGCAAGAGCCAACAUUUUCAGGUUUCUUACCGCUACAGUGAAUGCCGAUACUUUAAAGGCUUUUCAACUCAAAGUAGACCGCUUGUAUGAUGACAUCCAAUUAUCGACUACAAUUGCAAUAGGGGAAAGAGUAACUGACAUUAGGGACAGAGUGCCCAAGAUUGCUUCACAAUCUCGGAAAAUCUAUGCAUACCAACUCAGAGGUAGGAUAUUUUUCAACUAGAAUGAUAUUUUCUUAUCAUGUUUUGUGUUU